UUGUCCUUAGUCUCCACUGAGACGCCACACGGCGCAGUCGAACGCGCGGAUUUUGGUGUUCUGUGUGAAUUUCUCUCCCAACCAUCUGGUGUAUUGUGAAAGAACAUUAAAAGCAUAUACAUCACGAACAGAUACAAUAAACCGAUCAACAACUAAAUUAACGUUGUUUUCAUCAAAGUGUAAAUAAAAUUGCUCGAUCGGAUCGAUCGAUCUUUGUAAAUUGAUCUGAUUGAUCGGUUUGAAAUAACUGAAAAAUGAUGCACGCUAUGAGUGAACACACAGGUGGAGCUGGAGGGCUAGGUGUCAGCGUGCUUCCCUUCGAUGGUAUGGGUUUGUUUGAACAACAACGACCUAGGUUUCUCUUCAAGAUGCCCAAGGUUGUGCCGAAUCAAAAAGCCAAAUUCGAGACGGAGGAACUGUUCAGGAGAUUGAGUCGCGAAAGCGAGGUCAGAUACACUGGAUAUCGAGAUAGACCAGUUGAAGAACGUCAGGUACGCUUUCAAAAUGGCUGUCGGGAAGGUUACACGGAGAUUGCAUUCGCCGCGACUGGAACAAACCUCCAGCUUGUUUUUGGUAAUGCAUCUGGAAAUUACGGUGGUGACAUUAACGACUGCGAUUUUGAAAAAGAACGGGGCAAGGUACAUCUCAGGUCUCGCUUAAUAAUGAACGGCGUGUGCGUGAUGUGGCGUGGAUGGAUAGAUCUGGAGAGGUUGGACGGUGUUGGAUGUCUGGAAUACGAUGAGAAACGUGCCGCUGAAGAAGACGCUCUUCUUCGCGACCAAUUAGAACGUUAUAACCAACGAGUACGUGAUUUCGACGAGAAACAAAGGGCGUACAGAAGUGGAGCUACUCAACCACCUCACUUGAAUCAUCAUCACCAUCACCAUCAUCAUCACCACGGUCAUCACAGCCACCACGUGGCCGGAAGUGGUUCUGGAACCAGCGGAACCAUCGAGCCUCAUCUCACCCACCGACAGGAUCCCGAGAUGGAAGUCAGAUUGAGGGCCUACUGAGGCUCCGAGAAAGUGACCAACGAAACCACUUGACUCCUCUUCGAUUUCAGAUUACUUCCGGAUCGUCCUCGAGUCAACCGAAGACUGGUGGGAGAAAUGAGAGACGAGAGAUCUCUUGGGAGGAAUGUGGCUAACGGUUUGACACGCGUUCGUAAGGUAUUCACGUUUUUUGGAGUGUAAUUGCACAAGAUUGAGAAUCGCGAGAUGUUGGUAGAGAUUUGUUUGCGGUGACUUACUGUUUUCGAUCUGCGCUGAAUAUUUUUGAAGCUAUUGGAUUUGAGUCAUUUUUCGGAACAAUGGAAUUUUUAUUUUUAGUCGGACAUUUCUAACGCGUCCUUUGGAAAUAAUACGUGUCGAUACUUUUGACUUUUCGUAGAAAAUUUCUUGAAGCUCCUGACAAUUCUCGUCCCAGAUUUUUCCCACCGUUGAUGAUGUAUCAUUUCCGACAACUUUUAUAAUCAACGGACAUCGAUCAAGAUCAAUCGUCAAACACGAUCCAACGAUCAGGAUCAUUAGGUUAAGUGACACACGUUUAUCUAUUUUAAUUUCGUUCAAGAAGAGAUUCUUGAGAAACACGCACAUCAAGUUGGUGUUUCUGGAGGAUCUCUAGGGGAUCGGUAAAAUCUCAUAGACUAAUUCUGCAAUCGAAUUUUAUUUAACAUUAUUACAAUUAGUUAUAUUAAUCAUAGAAUACUAACGACGAGAAUUGUAUAUUAAUUCGAAUCACGAAUGAAAAUCGAUCCUUGUUAUACUCAUCUAUCUUCGAAUUUCCACCAUGCCAUUGCAAGUAUUUACGUAACACAAGUCCACGUAACAAGACCAAAUUUCUAUGUACAAUUAACAAUAAUAAGAACUAUUAUUAUCUCUCCGUUGUUUAUUUUAUUAAAAUUUGACAAUCACUUAUGUCGUUACGUCCGAUACUAUUUUAUUGCAAUGGAAGAAGAGAGUUGUGUAAUUAUUAUUGAAAAAUUGAGAUUUUUAUUCGAUCUUAUGUAUAUACGAUGAUAAUAUGUAUUUUAUUCCUUUUUUCCCUUCUUGAUGUAUUGUUUAGCUGCGGGGAUUAAAGUUCAUCCAUGAAUUAAGCAAGAUCAAGCUUUUAAAAAAGAGGAAAGAGGAAAAUUAUAUAGAGAGGAGAGAAACUUUACGAUUGUUUCUGUCCUAUCGUAUUCGCCAGGCCAUGCAACGAAGUUUACGCGUACCUUUUAUUUUCUGUCCUUAUCGACGAUACGAUGAAGAUUUUUCCAGCGGGAAAAAUAGUAUAAAUGGCGUCGCAUGCGAAAUUUCGAGUCUUCGCCCCGAUUAACAUAUCAAUGUAGAACGCACGAUCGAUGCGGAUAUUUAUCCAAUUACAGAAUCAGCAUUUCUUGAACUUUUGUAAUUAUUAGGUCAUCCCAUAAGUUCGUGCCGUUUUUCGAACGGUUAUGUAUGUUAAGAUUGUUUACAUGCCUUUCAGUUUCGUGAAAAAAUGUAAUCCCCCUCUCGUUGUACAACUUCUUCCCAUUUUUCAUUAUUCCGUAUCGAUAAAAGUUCUCUUGCUUUUCUUCAAAAUAAGAGAUGUAUACACAAAGGUCGGCACGAACUUAUGCGAUGACCUUGAUACUUACAUUUUCUUUUGCCUCGCGAUUUCAUUUUAAGUCGGAAAAUCAACAAACAAAAAAUGGACUUACUCUUUUCAUAUCUUCUGUUUUAUUUCCGAUUUAAAAGAUGUAUAUUAAAAAAGAUGUAUAUUAAAAAAGAUGUAUAUUAAAAAAAGAUUAUAGCAGGUGGGUAUAGGGGCAAGAGGAAUACUUUGUCGACACCACUCAUCAGACAGUAUAAUUAAAAGAUGUGUCCAUUUCUGUCAAGAAUAUUUGUACUACAGUAGAAAAUGCGUAUAAGAUUGUGAUGUGUCUAAUCCAUCGAGAUCAAGCCGCUCCACUCACCUUCUUUUCAGCUUUACACAGCAGAAAUAUUUUAUUUUUUAAUUUCUAUUUCAAACACGUUGAAGAAAUGCUGUUGAAGAUAUCCAAGUACGAUUGCAAUAGCCGAAUCGUUCGUGUUUUCUCAACAUCGCAAAACAUAUGAGAUAUUACUAGUAUUCCUAUUUCGAUGUCAGUAGCGUUUUUAUUAUGCCAAUGCAAACAGCGAACAUGUCACUCUUCCACGUCAGUAUUCGAAUUACAGCAAAAUAUUUUCAAUUUUUAUCAGAAAUUAACAUACGAUUUUAAUCUCGAGUCUUCCCAAUGAAAAACGAAUCUUUUAUUGGUGGAAGGACGAUGAAACCAAAAGUAAAUGUCACGUGCUGGAAUUCUGGAGGGAAAGAGAUGAUCGAGCAGUGCGUCAUGUCCAGCGAGGAGUGUGAUUCACAAGAGAAUUCUCUUGGAAGUGAACAUUUGACGAGUCGUCGACCGACAUUUCGUUUCGUAUGCGUCGAAUAUACACGCGAACCGUCACGAUCUUUCCGUUGCAUUGUACAUAUUUGUAAAGAGUUAGAUUAAUUUAUAGCGGCGGCUUCGUGCUCCCUUUUGAGUCGUGUUCACCACGAUGCGACGCGGCAUCGUGAAUCACGCUGGGGAAAACCCAGAAGUGACGAGCGACCGUGUGGAAAUCGCGCUCCGAUCUUUCACGCACCGAUUGUAUAAAGCUGUUUAUCGAUUAAACGUAAUUUUCGUCGAACAUUAA
Molecule: messenger RNA, 3674 nt
Organism: Bombus terrestris (buff-tailed bumblebee)
Lineage: Eukaryota; Metazoa; Arthropoda; Insecta; Hymenoptera; Apidae
Product: protein big brother
Exons: 3
Coding region: 255-1013 (252 amino acids)
Biological process (GO): regulation of transcription by RNA polymerase II
Cellular component (GO): core-binding factor complex; nucleus
Molecular function (GO): sequence-specific DNA binding; transcription coactivator activity
Source: RefSeq, a predicted model, not a curated record